Molecule: messenger RNA, 3357 nt
Organism: Nanorana parkeri
Lineage: Eukaryota; Metazoa; Chordata; Amphibia; Anura; Dicroglossidae
Gene: TMEM132C
Product: transmembrane protein 132C
Exons: 9
Coding region: 33-3347 (1104 amino acids)
Source: RefSeq, a predicted model, not a curated record
GAGCCUUCUCUUCUUCCAUGUGACGAUCGUGCAUGCUGUGUGCAGCUAUGGGCAGCUCAGGAUUGUGGAACUGGACCUCUUACCAGAGCCUGGCCACACUGGUCAGCCUCAUGCUUGCUAUGCUGUUCUGCAGAGUUACACAAUCUAGAGGGGUCCUUGAAAACUUCCAGAGGUUUUCAGCACCAUCAACAUAUCUACCUGUAAACUAUCGAAUAACAACAGCAGAAACUGCCUUUCUCAUGAAGGAGAACAACCAGGAUUUUAUUAGGAAUUCUAGCUUGCAAUCAAGAGUAGAGUCUUUCUUCAUUCAUAAAUCGAGAAGAACUCCAAUCCUGAAUGCUAGCUAUGGACCUUUUUUUGCUGAGCGUGACAUUUCAGAAGACCUUCUGUUGUCCUCUCGGGUAUUUGCAUCCAACAAGUUUACUUUCAACUGGAAACUGAAAACGUAUCUAAUUAAUGAUAAGGUAUACCCCAACAAACCAAAAGUACAAGUUCUAUUCUAUAUUGCUGGUAGAGACUGGGAUGAUUAUAGUGACACAGAAAGGCUUCCAUGUCUAAAGUUGUUUGCCUUUCGAGAAACCAGGGAGGCAAAAGGGAGCUGCAGGUUGCAAGGAAUUCUGGGAUUAUGUGUAGCAGAACUUGAAUUCCAGCCCUCCUGGUUUACUUCACUCCCUGUUGUUACAGGCCGUAAGAGAAACCCAGAGCAGUCUGAUGGUAUACCUGUGGAGCUUUACUAUAGCAUACAUUCAGAAGAUGAGAAAGCAGAGUGCACAGCUGAGGAAGCAAGAAAGGGGAAUUCCAUCCGCCCCGGUAGAGACCAAGGGGAAGAUUCCAUUUCUCACUUGCAGAGGAUUGCUACUAUAACGAUAUAUCGUAACCCAGAAAAUUCUCAGCUUACAGAGCUCAGGUUGGACAGCAAUGUUGCUCUCUGGUUACCAUCAAAACCUACCAAACAAGGGGAAGUCUUGCAUGUAUAUGUCACAGUUGCUAACAAUUCAACACUGGAUCAGUUUACACUAAGGGCCAAGGUGAAGAAAGGUGUCAACAUUCUCAAUGUGAAGAUCAGUGACGCCCGGCGGUGGGAUGCUAAGCAAGAACUGGGAAAUGGAGGAAAACAUUCCACCACCACUGUGGCCUGUCAAAGAAUAGGACCAAGCCCUCGCAACAGGAGUAACAGCCUUUUUACAGAGGUCAUACAGAUGAGCUUUGAGAUUACCAGUUUCAGCAGCCUUUCCGGUACUCAGCCCAUCUCCUGGCAGCUGGAAUAUACUGGAAAACCCACAACUGAUCUGGUUCUGUCUGAGGUCUUCAUUAGUCAGAAGGAUAUUCAGGGAAUUGUCCCUCUCUCUAUGGACACAGAGAUUUUAAAUACUGCUAUUCUUACGGGGAAAACGGUGGCUGUACCAGUUAAAGUUGUUUCAGUUGAAGAAGAUGGAUCUGUAAUGGAUAUAUCUGAACUGGUGGAAUGCAAGUCUUCUGAUGAGGACGUUGUCAAAGUUUCAGAAAGAUGUGACUAUGUUUUUGUCAAUGGAAAAGAGAUGAAGGGCAAGGUUGGCGUAAUGGUGAACUUCACAUACCAAUAUCUGAGUGCACCUCUGCAGAUUACCAUCUGGGUUCCUCGACUGCCUCUGCAGAUAGAUAUCUCUGACACUGAACUCAGCCAGAUUAAAGGAUGGAGAGUGCCCAUUAUUUUCAACAGGAGACCCACAAGAGACAGCGAUGAUGACGAUGACGAUGAGCGCAGAGGAAGAGGUUGCUCACUACAGUACCAACAUGCAAUGGUUCGGGUUCUUACUCAGUUUGUAGCUGAAGAACCUGGUCCUCUUGGACAGCUUGUUUUUCUAUUGGGUUCUGAUUGGCAGUUUGAUGUGACAGAUUUGGUGACAGAUUUCAUGAAACUGGAAGAGCCGCAUGUUGCAAAACUGCAAGAAGGAAGAAUACUGAUUGGGCGGGAAGUUGGAAUGACCACAAUACAGGUGAUGUCCCCUCUCUCCGAUUCCAUCCUGGCAGAAAAGACAGUGACAGUGCUAGAUGACAAAGUGACAAUAACAGACAUCGGAGUGCAACUUGUCUCCGGACUGUCACUCUACCUUCAGCCCGGCACAGCAAAUAACAAGGCUGUUGUAGCCACCUCCGUGGCCCAGGAACUGCUGCACACUCCCAAACAGGAAGCAGUGGUCAGUGUCUGGAUACAGUUCAGUGAUGGAGUUGUAACACCCCUUGAUAUUUAUGAUUCCAAAGACUUUUCCAUUUUUGCUACAUCCCUUGAUGAAUCCAUUGUCUCCACUCACCAAAGUAGUUUAAUAAAAUUGCCCGUAGUGAUAGCAGAAGGGGAAGGACAAGGAGCUCUGGUGAAAGUAGACUUCAUGAUUUCUGAAUCUUGCCAAAAGUCAAAAAGAAAAAGUGUUCUUGCUGUAGGAAAUGGAUAUAUCAAAGUCAAGUUUGGGCAAAAUGAUGCAAUUUCUCCUGGUGAGCGUGAGUAUGAUGAGGAGGAAAUUGAGAAUCACACCAGUGACCGCAAACAGAAGAUUACAGACAAUGACCGUUAUGGUAGUGAUGGAAGGUUUGAUGACUCUGUUCUAGAACAUGAUAAAAGUGCAAUACGAAAAGGUAGCACUACUGCUAGAUCGGUGUUAAACAAUAGGAUGUAUGGAAACAGAUUUUCUGAAGAUAGCCCUCUGCAAAACAUCCCAAUAGAUUUUACCAAUUUUCCUGCCCAAGUAGACUUACCGAAAAGCAAUGGAGAGGCAGAAGACAGUGACCUUAUGCAAGCACACAGAGGCUUAAGUGAUCUGGAGAUUGGAAUGUAUGCAUUACUUGGGGUUUUCUGUCUUGCCAUACUAGUCUUCCUAAUUAACUGUGCCACAUUUGCUCUGAAAUAUCGUCACAAGCAAAUGCCAGUAGAAGGACAAGCAAACUUGACUCACUCUCAUGACUGGGUGUGGUUGGGUAAUGAAACAGAGUUACUGGAAAGCACACCAGAUGUAUCCCCACAGCAGGAUGAGCACACCACCAUUAUAGACCAUGGGAUUUCCUUAGAAGAGAGUCAUCAUCUUUUCAAUGGUAACACUCAGAAGAAUGUGCAAAGCCACCCACAUCGAUCAGGAGAAGAAACUGAAAAACCAUUGAAAAACAAGAAAAACGAUCCCUUACAUUCCCCAACUUCAAAGAGAAAGCGAGUAAAAUUUACUACCUUUACCACAAUCCCAGCUGAUGACAGUUGUCCAACAGUCAAGUCAUUAUUGACAGCCAAUGAAGAUGAUAUUAAAUGGGUGUGCCAAGAUAUGGACAUAGGAGAAUCCAAGGACCUCAAAAACUAUAUGCAGAAGUUUAAAGAUAAAAUAUAAACAGCCAAGU